AACACAUCUCACUUAUAUACACUUCUCCCUUGACUGAGGCAGCCUCAAUUCCCCUCUCUCUAAACAAAUUUUACCUUUUUUUUUUAUAUAUCGACAAAUGGCAUCAAGCUCCAUGUCAUCGUCUUCACGCAACUCCGCCUCGUCAUGGACAGCUAAGCAGAACAAGCAGUUCGAGGAGGCAAUAGCCAUGUUCGACAGGGAUACGCCCGACAGGUGGCACAACAUUGCCCGCCAGGUCAGUGGAAAAUCCGCCGAGGAAGUGAGGCGGCACUACGAGGCCUUGGAGAAGGACAUUAUGAAAAUCGAAACCGACCAAGUCCCGAUUCCUAACUACAAAUCCAUCUCCAAUGCCAGAGGUUACUCCAACGACCACAGGCUAAUGAAGAAUCUCAAGCUGUGAGUGAUCAAAUAAUUAUCCGUUUGUAGAGUAAAUCUUGAUUAUCGUUGCAAGAUUCUCAAACGAAGAGCCAAAAAAAAAAACGAGAGACGCAUAUAAGUGUAAUAUAAGUGACGAUCGAACUUGGCCAUCUAGUGUUUUUUAUUUUCCUGUCAUUUUUGCCAGUCUUAUUACCAAGAAAUUAAACAACAAAAAUGUUGUAAUAAUAAGCACUGGUUUUUUCUUUCACUAGCUAGGUUCGUACGAAGCAAAAUAAGAUCGAUAACAACUUGUUGUAACAUGUCCGUGUGGAAAAUGUAUAAUAGUACUACUAUGUUUGAGCCUUGUCGAA
Molecule: messenger RNA, 728 nt
Organism: Erythranthe guttata (spotted monkey flower)
Lineage: Eukaryota; Viridiplantae; Streptophyta; Magnoliopsida; Lamiales; Phrymaceae
Product: protein RADIALIS-like 3
Molecular function (GO): DNA-binding transcription factor activity
Source: RefSeq, a predicted model, not a curated record